AUGCAGACCCCUGCCAUGCUGUGUCUGCUGCUUGUGUGCACGGGCCUCCUGGAAGCGCCGCUGGCCCAGAGCCACCUCAUCUCUCGACGAGACCUAUUCUCUCAAGAACUGCCCCUGGAUAUGGCCCCAGCCUCCUUUGAUGACCAGUAUGAAGGCUGUGCAGCAGCCAUGACAGCAGCUCUCCCAGAUCUCAACCAAACUGAGUUCCAGGCCAACAAAGUGUAUGCGGAUGGCUGGGUGCAGGCAAGCAGCCAAUGGCAGGACCGCCAGGCCUCGGGGCCAGAGUGGGUCCUGAGCCCUACUGGGUUGCCCCCGCCACCCCCUGGCUUCCGCGAUGAGCAUGGGGUGGCCCUCCUGGCCUACACCGCCAACAGCCCCCUGCACAAGGAGUUCAAUGCCGCCGUGCGUGAGGCAGGCCGCUCCAGAGCCUACUACCUCCACCACUUCUCCUUCAAGACACUCCAUUUCCUGCUGACCGAGGCCCUACAGCUGCUGGGCAGGGACAAGCGUUCACCCCAGUGCCACCAAGUGUUCCGGGGGGUGCAUGGCCUGCGCUUCCGGCCGGCGGGGCCCAGGGCAACAGUCAGGCUGGGGGGUUUUGCCUCUGCGUCCCUAAAGAAUGUUGCAGCCCAACAAUUUGGGGAGGACACCUUCUUUGGCAUCUGGACCUGCCUCGGGGCACCUAUCAAGCGCUACUCCUUCUUCCCUGGGGAGGAGGAGGUGCUGAUCCCCCCCUUCGAGACCUUCCAGGUGAUCAACGCUAGCAGACCGGCCCAGGGCCCCGUCCGCAUCUACCUCCGAGCCCUGGGCAAGCACAGCACCUACAACUGCGAGUACAUCAAAGACAAGCAGUGCAAGUCCAGGUCCUGCCAUCUUGGUAACUCAGCCAUGGGUCAAGGCCCCCCUUCUUCAGUCUGGUCCCUCCUACCGCCAGUCUGGCUCCUUGUCAGGGGAACCUUUCCAUAG
Molecule: messenger RNA, 966 nt
Organism: Neogale vison (American mink)
Lineage: Eukaryota; Metazoa; Chordata; Mammalia; Carnivora; Mustelidae
Gene: ART1
Product: ADP-ribosyltransferase 1
Exons: 4
Coding region: 1-966 (321 amino acids)
Molecular function (GO): NAD+ poly-ADP-ribosyltransferase activity; NAD+-protein-arginine ADP-ribosyltransferase activity
Source: RefSeq, a predicted model, not a curated record